AUGCGUAAAUUCGUUAAUUUAAAUUGUUUAUUAGAGUCCAAUGAACCGCCUAUUUACCCUAUCGAUGCCAUCCAGAAUUUAAGACAAGUAGUCUUCGCACCACUAUCACAAUACAGACCAAUCAUUGGAGAAGCAUUGCAAAGGACAAAUUUUAAGUAUCACAGGAGUUGCAGCCUUUCCAGUUUAAUACGGGAAUGUGAGGCUUCAGAAGGCCAGACAUUGCUUAUAUUUUGGGGCAGUCGGAGGUCAGAUAGUAGAGUCACAAUCAAUAUGUCUGCAUCGAGCUGCUCGUCAUUGCAGGUACCGCCGAGUGUGCACAGUCAUAGUAAUCAGCACGAAAAAGAUUUGCGGUCCACGGCACAGCAGACUGAUAUUAGCUGCAGACUGUCACCCGGCGUGGCUUCUCCUGUUAACGUUAUGGAAUUACAAGAACAACAACUGUUGCGCGAACGUCUCGCCGGAUCGCUGACGUACUCAUCUCCCGCUUCCUCGCUGCUGCAGCCCCACCCGCGCUCCAUGUCCAUCCUGGGAUCAGUUUGUGCUUUGCUACUAAAAAAACAGGGUUCGAGCGGCAAGGAAGCGAUAAGCGUGUCCGGCAGCGUGCAUUCGGAGCAUAUCUGCCGCAUCUGCUUCGGAGGCGAGUCGGCCGAGCGGCUGGUGCGGCCGUGCUGCUGCCGCGGAACCAUCGCUGCCGUUCACCGCUCCUGCCUUGAGCGCUGGUUGUUGCAGGCGGCCACAUCCUAUUGCGAGCUCUGUCGUCACCACUACGUCGUCACCAGAAGUCACAAGUGGUCUUGGGCCCGGUCGGUGUGGGAGUGGGGCGUGUCGGGUCGCGGACGCGCCCUGGCAGCCGACGUGUGGCGUGGCGCGGCGUUGGGCGCGGCCUCUGUCCUGGGCACGGCGCGCGCGUUGCACGCUUGUGACGCCGCGCUGCAGGCCGGAGCCCGACGGGGCGGCGGCGCCGCACUCGCCGCCAACCUCUUCUCCUCGCUGCUCAUCGGCGUCAUUGUGUACGGUGUGGCAGGCGCGCUGAACGGGUUGCUGACGACGUGGAUGCUGCUGAAGAUCCAGGAACACCAGGCCUCGUGGCGCGCGUGGCGCGACAGUACCCUGCACGUGCACGUGUCCUUGGGCGAGCCGUCGGCGGCGCCCAGCGACAGCUCACUGGCCACCGUGGUAGGCACGGCCGACCGCGCCACCAACGUCGCGGACCCUUUUAUGGUCAAUUCUCCUUUCACUCUAUCCGAGCUCUGA
Pieris macdunnoughi is the source of this 1254-nucleotide messenger RNA. The record is from the annotation of a GenBank genome assembly. NCBI's taxonomy places the organism in Eukaryota, Metazoa, Arthropoda, Insecta, Lepidoptera, Pieridae.